Messenger RNA from Rana temporaria (common frog), 4410 nucleotides. It is a transcript of the gene KCNK16, whose product is annotated as potassium two pore domain channel subfamily K member 16. The transcript is spliced from 5 exons. Gene Ontology annotation, biological process: potassium ion transmembrane transport; stabilization of membrane potential. Gene Ontology annotation, cellular component: membrane. Gene Ontology annotation, molecular function: potassium ion leak channel activity. Bases 276 to 1160 code for a protein of 294 amino acids. The record is from RefSeq and is a predicted model, not a curated record. NCBI's taxonomy places the organism in Eukaryota, Metazoa, Chordata, Amphibia, Anura, Ranidae.
ACCUCGCCACCUGAGGCCAGGUGAUUUCCAAGUUCUUCUACAACAAAAACCUAUUAUAAGGUCUGACCGAGCUUCACCACGUGUUCCCCCAACUUUCCGAAGAUGGGAAUAAUGUCCUCUUGUUUGACAAGCCAACAAGACGGAGCCCCAUUCCCAACAAACAUAAGGAGGUAACGUAAGCUCUUCGAUCAUUAAACUUUGGUGGACACCCAACAGCUUCACACCAGGAUGGUCUGUAGAUAAUAAGCCUUCGCCGUGGUCCAGAGGCUUCAGCCAUGUGUCAGAUAUUCCUCUGCAGCCGGCAGACCAUGCUAGGAGUCGCCCUGUCCCUGGGCUACUUCGUAUAUCUCUUCGUGGGCGCCAUGAUGUUUCAGAUUCUGGAGAAACAAGCCGAAGCCAAUUCCAGGGAUAAGUUCCAGCUUGCCAAACUUAGCUUCCUUCAGAAUUACACCUGCCUGGACGCGGGGGCAAUCGAACAAUUUGUACAGAUCAUUACAGAGGCCUGGGAGAAAGGACUGAACCCCAAAGGGAACGCCAGCAACCCCAGCAACUGGGACUUCAGUAACUCCUUCUUCUUCGCUGGGACCGUCAUCACUACUAUAGGUUACGGACAUUUGUACCCGAGUACGACGGCUGGACAAAUCUUUUGUGUCUUCUACGCUUUGUUUGGGAUUCCGCUCAAUGUGGCCUUUCUGAACGCGGUCGGGAGAGGACUGAACGCCCAUCUGGUGGCGCUGGGCCGGUGUGCGCAGGAUCCCGGAGGAUCGGGGGUGAUGAAGGUGACAGUGAGGGGUCUCUUCCUUAUUACCGGCUCCUUUCUCUUCCUCAUCUUCCCUCCAAUGGUCUUCAGCUAUGUGGAGGGCUGGAGCUUCUGUGAAGGAUUCUACUUCGCUUUUACUACACUCAGCACCAUCGGAUUUGGGGAUUAUGUAGUAGGAAAGGACCCCAAUAAACACUACAUAUCGAUGUACAGAAGUUUAGCCACACUGUGGAUUAUAUUCGGCCUGGCCUGGCUGGCUCUGGUGCUCAAUGUGGUCGCAGAAUUAGUGGAAAAACUGAUAGAAUGGCGGAUGCUGAAAAGGGAGGUCAUUAAGGAGGAAACCGCCGUGCAGAAAGUUGAAGAUCACCCGAUCCACAUCCACCACAGAAUUCGGAUGUAGAACAUGACGUGGAACCUCUCCGAAACCCUUCAACAGACGGCUAACAAUGAAAAUCCCGAGAACUGGAGACAUCGCUAAGUCACUAGUGGACCUAGAAAAAAAAAACUGGAGCUGGAGACACAGAACUUUUAAAUAUGGCGGCUUCUUCUUCACGUCGUAUUACCAAUAAUCUGAGCCUGCUGUUGUCUCUCUUGCCCUUAACUAAGAAUUUUUUCUUGGCUGUUGAGCUCUGGGAUUGGACUAACUGGUUCCUGAACUCUACAAGAAUUUGCGCCCCACCCCUCAUCCAUACGGUAUAGACAAGGCUAGUAAUAUAGGACAGUCUGAAUAUUAGGAAGAGAUGAUGGAUCAAUACAACCAAUAUUGUGGAUGAGAAAUUUGAGGCGCGGACACGUUCUCCUCCGAUGUUCGUAGAAGAGAACUCUACGGAGUUUCACCUGCUCGGCAUAUUGUACCAAUAUGAUAAUUUUCUCCGAGCUCUGAUAGUUACACUGUAUCAUACGAGAUCAUGUAAUAUAAUACAGAACAAUGUAAUAUAAGGUUGUAUGUGAUAUGUUUGUAGAAUGUUCCAGACAGAUUACUAGAAGUGUAAAUGUUAUUUUUUUUUAAAAAAGUGUAGAUAAUGAUUGGAGGCUGAAUGGGAAUUCUGGAAUUUGUAGGUCCACAAAGUGGCACACACAUGCUCAGCCUCACCUUACACAGAGGUUUCCCGACAAAUGAGACAAAACUCUAAGAACCAGCCAACAGAGUGACCACCACUUGGGCUAGUAAACCUUCCUCACACACAAUAGCUGUCACUGCAUGUUUUAAUGGAAACACACUGUUUAUAGAAUUUGCUUUAACCAUUGUGAUCUUUAAAAUUGUCUGUAUGACUUGCUGCCACGCUCAGACAGGUCUGUAACAGACUGACCUUUACAUAUACCUGUAUCACUCGCUGCCAUACUUAAGUAGGAAUAUAACAGAAUGACCCCUACACCUUUCCUAUAUCACUCGCUGCCACACUCAGAUAGGAAUGUAAGAGACUGACCUUUACAUAUAUCUGUAUCACUCGCUACCACAUUUAGACAGGAUUGUAACAGACUGACUUUUACAUAUACCUGUAUCACUUGCUGCCAUGCUCAGACAGGAAUGUAACAAAAUGACUUUUACAUAUACUGUAUCAUUUUGCUGCCACACUCAGAUAGUAAUGUAAGAGACUGACCUUUACAUAUAUAUCUGUAUCACUCGCUACCACAUUUAGACAGGAUUGUAACAGACUGACCUUUACCUAUACCUGUAUCACUCACUGCCAUACUCAGAUAGGAAUGUAACAGAAUGGCCUUUACAUGUACUGUAUAACUCACUGCCACGCUCAGAUAGGAUUGUAACAGACUGACCUUUACAUAUACCUGUAUCACUUGCUGCCAUGCUCAGACAGGAAUGUAACAAAAUGACUUUUACAUAUAUUGUAUCACUCGCUGCCAUGCUCAGAUAGGAAUGUAAGAGGCUGACCUUUACAUAUACCUGUAUCACUCACUGCCACGCUCAGAUAGGAAUGUAGCUUUACUACAUAAAGCUAUAUAAGUGGAGGCAGAGGAAAACCUUGCAUUGUCUGAGGUGUAAGCAAUCUCCGGCUGACCCGAUCCAUAUUUUGUGGAAAUGCCCCAAGCUGGUCAGAUAUUGGCAAGAGGUGGUGACCAGAUAGGAAUGUAACAGACUGACCUUUACAUAUAUCUGUAUCACUCGCUGCCACACUCAGAUAGGAAUGUAACAGACUGACCUUUACAUAUACCUGUAUUACUUGCUGCCAUUCUCAGACGGGAAUGUAACCAUAGAAAAGGGGUAUCCCACUAAUUACACAAGGGGACUUUUAAGGCAACUGGUAAACAGAAUAUAUUUAUAAAAUAAAGUUUAUUUAAACAUUAAUACAAUUUGGUGCAUACAUCACCAUGUAUCAACAUGUUAAAAUGGUGUAACCGAACUGAAUAGGAUAAGGUUGUUCUCCUGGUAUUGUGACAACGCGUUUCAGGACCUGUGAAGAGUGUAUCACUUGCUGAAGUGCUCAGACAGGAUUGUAACAGACUGACCUUUACAUAUACCUGUAUCACUCGCUGACACUCUCAGAUAGGAAUGUAACAGAAUGACCUUUACAUAUACCUGUAUCACUCGCUGCCACGCUCAGAUAGGAAUGUAACAGACUGACCUUUACAUAUACCUGUAUCACGGUUUAAAAAAAAAAGAAAUGGUGCAGGAAAUAUUUACAGAAAAGAUAUUACAACAUAGACAUAAUCAACUGUAAAAUAAAAAGGUUUAAAAACGAAAAAAAUACACUACAUUGCAGAGUUUGGCACACUUGAGGUUUAAAUCCAAUCUCAUGUUUCAAUAGCCAUUAUUUGCCCUCAUAAUUGACUUGGUAUUCCUGUAGAGCUUCAAUAGUCAAACAAGAGCUCCCAGUCACGCAUGCAGCCACUUGUGCUUGUUCUGGGCAAAGGGUUGAAGAGUUAAUCCCGCUCGAUCAAAGGUUUGAGGGGUUUGUCAAUUGAUGUGCUGGGGUGUUGGGUGCGGCAAGCCUGGGCUGUUUAGGGUCAGCUUUAGUUGGGCUCCUGGCAGGGCCCCCUGGAAAGGUUGACGGGGCUCUGUAGCUUACGCAUGUUUUUGCAAAAUGUGUGCAAACGGAAACCCCUGUUUUUACGCAUACUUUUAGGAUAAUUUGGUUGCUUGCAGGCUGGUCGGUAAGUUGACCUGGGAAUUGCUUUGGUUUGGUUUUGCAUGCGUUGCCCUUCCAUAUGCUCCUUGCUGCAAAGGCCAAUUUAUAGGUGAGGACAUUGGCCAUGUGUUCGCACCCAUAGAAGGGUUCCUCCUAUGGCUCUCGCUACACUGCACUCCACCAUCCAACUCACAAAAGCUGCUCCCUCCUCCACCCUUAAUGUCAACUAUCCUGUUUAAGGAUCCAUAGGACAAUAUUUCAAAAUCCAAAUCAGACAGUUACCAGAAUGAAAUAUUAAGUUAUCAGAGGCAAAACUUAAUUUGGUCUCUGAUAUAUAUCACAUGUACUGUAUAUUUCUUUAAGUCUAAUGUGUUUUAUUAGCUUUCUGGACAGUGUAAUAUAGGCAUGUUUUGGUGUUUAACUGAGUGAUAUCGUCUUAUACAUGAGUGUAGCAACUUUUUAGAAGGGUAACUUUAUUACAGCAGGAUUUAUGGAAACUGUAUAGUGUAUGAAUGUAGAAUAAAUGUCUAAAUUAGCCUUUGGGCUAGUUCAUGUUUUAAUGUU